AUGCUUGUCCGCUCAUUGCAGCUUGUUGCUGCGGCCUCUGUCACUGCUGCCACCAACCUCUUCGUUUCGGACUAUUCUGGCGAUGUCUCUACUCUGUCUCUGACUGAAAACGAUGGCCAUUAUUCUUUAACCAAGGUUUCUGCCAACCCUGGCUGUGCCCCCAACCCAUCAUGGCUUACUCUCGACACCAACCAUGCUACUUUGUACUGUCUUGACGAAGGCCUAGAAGUCACCAAUGGCUCCCUCACAUCCUUCACCAUCGGCAACAACGGCAGCCUGACCAAAGUCCACCGCGAACAAACCAUCAGCGGUCCUGUCAGUGGUGUGAUUUACGGCAAUCCUGCUGAGAAGCGGUCUAUUGCGUUGGCACAUUACUCUGGCAGCGCACUCAGCACUUGGGAGUUGGAUGUCAACCGUACUGGAGGAUUUGCGUUUGAGCAGGAUAUACUGUUUAACCUGACUAAACCUGGUCCUAAUGCGGAGAGACAAGAUGCACCUCAUGAGCAUGAAGCCGUUCUCGAUCCUACUGGUCAAUUCGUCAUCGUUCCAGAUUUGGGAGCAGAUCUGGUCCGCAUCUUNUCCAUCGACCCUGAAACCGACGAAUUGACUGCCGAGAAGCCUCUUUCUGUGCUUCCUGGCUCGGGACCUAGACAUGUCGCUUUUUACCAGCCUUAUGGUGUUUCUGGAGGCAAAUCGACAAGUUUCAUGUUUUUGGUAUCUGAGCUGGCAAACACAGUCACUUCCUUUGCAGUCUCUUAUCCUUCUUCCGGCGGCAUGAGUUUCAAGCAGGUUUACAACACCACCUCUUACGGCGAUCUUGUUGUCCCUGAAGGCAAUGCCGCAGCCGAGAUUGCCAUUUCUGUAAGUCUUCUUGAACCUCUACCGUUAUUCUGUGAAUCCCCGUUACUGACACAACCGUCAAAAAUANNGCCUGAUAACCGCUUCCUCAUCGUCUCUAACCGCAACAACACUUCCUUUGAUAUCCCCAAUCCGUCGCCACACAACACCACUUCCGUCCCUUCAGACUCGAUCUCAACAUUCGCUUUACANAAAGAUGGCUCGCUCAAACAUACCCAACUCUGGCCUGCAGGAGGAAUGUUCCCGAGACACUUUUCGCUCAACAAAUGGGGAGAUUUGUUGGCUGUGGGGUUGCAGUAUGAUAAGAGUGUUGUUGUGUUUGAGAGGGAUGUUGCUUUGGGCACUGUGGGCAAGCCGGUGGCUAGAUGGGUUGCUGGUGGAAAUGUCACUUGUGUUGUUUGGGACGAGUAG
This is a messenger RNA of Aureobasidium musti, 1269 nucleotides long. The record is from the annotation of a GenBank genome assembly. NCBI's taxonomy places the organism in Eukaryota, Fungi, Ascomycota, Dothideomycetes, Dothideales, Saccotheciaceae.